This is a messenger RNA of Mesorhabditis belari, 861 nucleotides long. The record is from the annotation of a GenBank genome assembly. NCBI's taxonomy places the organism in Eukaryota, Metazoa, Nematoda, Chromadorea, Rhabditida, Rhabditidae.
AUGUCAAUAGUUCCGAUAAACUCUUCCCCACUUACCACGAGAAAUCAGUUGUCGAGGAGCGAAUUUUGCUCAGAGAGCACAAUCAUCAUCGUCGCAUUUUUAACAAUCAACGCUGUUUUGGCCGUCAUCUUCUUCACUCUUCCCAACGUGUUCGACUUGUUCUUGAUUAUCGAGGCAACGAGUCGAUUCCCCGAUCUCCAUCACACGUUUACUUGCAUUCAGUUUGUGUGUUCAAUUGCUUCAACGUUUGUGAGUGUGGCGAGUGCGUGGUUUUGUUGGAAGUCGAUUCUUCUCCCAUCAGCCGUCGCCUUUUUAAUGAUCGCCGAUUCGGUGGCGAGAAUUUUUGCCUCUCUCCUCCUCGUCAUUGCCUUCUACUGUGUUUUUCCGAAAUUCCUUCCAUCUGUGAGCUGCAUUGGUUUGCUCAAUCAACUGUACGUAUACGCUCAAAUAUUCUUCGGACCAUGUCUUUAUAUCUCCGAAUAUUUGCAAAUAGCCCUAUCGUUGAAUCGUUUCCUUUCUCUUUCCUACAAGGGUUACUAUUAUCAUCGAGUACAAAAGUAUCAUUGGUUUCAAGUUGGAAUCCCGUGUUGUCUUGGUUUCAUCUCAUAUCAGUGGCUUGAUCGAAUCAUUUCACCCGGUGAAAUCGUGCGUGGAUCAAAAGUUGUAGUUCCCCGUCAUCCCUGCCGGAUCAUUUUGGUAGCAGGAACGAUUUCGCUCGACGCCAUGCUAAUUUACAAAAUGAUUAAGACGAAGAGAGAAGUGGACUAUGCGAGUGGACAAUUUCUCUUGGCACAGCUGUAUCACGGGCUCAUCACGAUUUAUCUGUUGCGAAGAGACGAGAAACAAGUGCGGAGCCAUACG